AUUUAUGUAUAACAUCAAUCUUGCGAAAAUCUCUCAUAUAUAGGUGAAGCUCUCUGAAAGUUCAAAUCUUAAUAGAUUCUCUAAUAUUAUAGUCUAGGUUUUAAUAUAGACUUUAGUGUUGGUGAUCAAACCGGAAAUUUUAUUUAAGUUUUACAUAAUUUCUUGAAUUUUGUUCGAGAACAAGUUUCCUAUGUUUCAAUGUGAAUAUUUCAAGAUAUUUCUGUGACUGAAAACUAAAUCUGCUACGGACCAACCUAACAGUCUAUCUGAACGAAAAACCUCAAAUUGAUUUAAGAUGAAUGUUAAUAAAAAGAUUGAAGUGAAUGCAAGUUCAUUGGUAGAAUUAAAGGCAGAACUUAUCCGCAAAAAGAAGGAAUUUGAUGAACAGACUCAUCUAAAUGAGCAGAAAACUCUGUCUAGACCGAAAAAGAUAGAAAAAAAGCCUAAUAUAUGGAGCGUGAAAAACACUGGUGUUCAACAGAGAGCACUCAAAGAUUUAGAAGACCGCAAAGAAGAAACUGAUAAACUGUCAGCCUCAAGAAAGGCUUUAGAAGCUAAAGCAAAGAUAUAUGAGCAACUCUCCGGGACGUCGACUAAUAUUCCAGAAAGUAUUGAUGUAACCGGCUAUCUUGUGGAUUUUGAUGAGAAAAAAUACAAUCCAAAAUUAUCAAGAAGACAAGAAGAGUUUGAAGCAGAGAAUGAAAGGAGAAUAUACGAAGAAGAACAGAGAAGGAUUGAACGGGAAGAUAUUGAAGAUGAGCGACGUCAAAUGUCUCGGCCAAUACCCUCUCCAAGGGAUUCAUCUGAAGAAUGGGUGGACUUUACAGACUCUUUAGGAAGGUUACGAAGGUGUCUAAGAAGGGACUUACCAAAAAUGAUCAACAUGUCAAAUUCCUUAAUACAAAAUGAAUCAAAAAGCCACAAAUCUUACGACGAUGAUGAUGAUGAUCACGAUGAUCUACCACAAGAUGAUGACAUUAUCAGUCUUCCUGUAAAAAAAGGACCUAUUCAUUAUGAGGAUCUUAGACAAAACGAGAUUCGAACUCAUGGUAUUGGAUAUUUCAAAUUUUCGAAAGAUGAGGAGAAAAGACAAGAAGAAAUGGAAAAAUUGAACGAAUUAAGGAAAACUACGGAAACUAAAAAAGCUAUAAAUGAGAGAAUAAAAGCAAUGAAGUUGAAACAACAAGAAGAAAGAUUAGCUAAAGUUAGAAGACGUAAAUGGAUAAGGGAAGGUAAAACCGAAGAAGAAAUGGCACUCUUAGAAAUUAAAUUGUUAGCUGAAAAGGAAGCUGAACGUAUUGAUAAAGAGGAAAGGGAGCAUGUUGAACCUAUCAUUAGAGAGGAAGAAUGGAGAAAAUAUGCACCUAAAAGGGAAUGGGACCGUGGAAAAUCAAUCGUUGGAGAUGUCAGAAAAGGAAAAUCUGAUGCACAUCAAGAACGACUGCAAGAAUUCGCUCCGCCCUCAUGCUAUGAGGAGAAGAGGAUAAAGAAAUUUAAAAAGUAUUAUCCGCGAAAGGACGAAGUACAAGAAGAUUUUAGCGAAGUCCCACCACCUCCAUCUCCAAAAAUAGAUCCUACAAUAGCAACAAACAGCGCUUUUGAUUUUAUAGAUGAAGAAUUAACAAAAAUUCGACAAGAACCUAGUAACUUGUAAACUUAAUCUUCAGAUAUUUCAUUAUAUAUAUUUCAUAAUACCAAUAAAUAUACAUUUCAUAUUUGUUUUCCCUAAAA
Molecule: messenger RNA, 1731 nt
Organism: Dimorphilus gyrociliatus
Lineage: Eukaryota; Metazoa; Annelida; Polychaeta; Dinophilidae
Source: the annotation of a GenBank genome assembly